AUGCUGGAUGAAGGCCCUAAAAUGGAUAUCACAUGGGUUCAGCGAGUUAAGGAGGAUUUGUAUCCGAAGCCGUCACUAUCGUCCAAGCCGGACCCAGAUCCCGAAGUCUCUGCUGCACUCUGCGCGCGCGAGCCGCAGCCAGUGCACGAAGCCGUCGCUGUUGUCAGCCGGUGCCCGACGUGCCGUUACCGUCCGAGGUGCUGCCUGCGACCGACGUUGCUGGUGCCAUCCGAGCUGCAGCGAAUUCCCGAAGUUGCCGCAGCCGCCCAAGCCGCGGCUAGUGCCCUCCGUUCGCCUGCAGCCGCCACGAGUGGCCGAAGUCGCAGUCCCCUCCGCGCACACGAGCCGCAGCCAGUGCCAGAAGUUGCUGCUUCUCUCCGCGCGACCGAGUCACAGCCUGUGCCUGAAGUCGUCGCUGCCGCAAGUAGUGCCCCAGUUCGCGUGAAGCCGCUGGCAGUGAUUGAAGUUGUCGCUGUCUUACGUGCGCCUGACGUUGAGACUAGGACCGUGUCGAAGCUCCCCCUUCAGGUGGAGACGACGCCACAGAAGGUGGUGCGUAGAGCUCUAUCUGAUCCGACUCUCUCCUAUCUUACUGUUUGUUUAACCUACUAUUCUUCUUGUUCCCAUGUGUGCAGAAGACUAAGCUGCCGACGAAGGAAGAGUAUGGCAUCAACGGAGCUGAAGCGGAUGCCCUACGAGCGCGCCAUACAAUGGCGGAACGCGGCAUUGGGUAUUGUUGAUGACUUUACGGGGGGAACGUGGGGUCAUGAUAAGUGCAUGGUGGUGUUACGUGGAUUGCCUGGGUGUGGUAAGAGCACGUUCGGGGACAUUCUCGCGAGGGAAUUCCGGGAGGAAUUUCAUUUUUCGGCCAACUCAGAUAUGAAUGACCGCAAGGUGCGAGUGUGUUCGGGCGCGCUACAUCAGAUUCAAGAAGGCCGUGACGAUCCGCAUGCUGGAAGCCUUUUCCAGCAAGACGUGGCAAAUUCACUGCGGAUGUCAGAUGUAGUGAUUGUUGACGAUCUGAAUGUGGCGAUGGAUGCGUGCGAAUAG
Phytophthora sojae is the source of this 1050-nucleotide messenger RNA. RefSeq lists its product as hypothetical. The transcript is spliced from 2 exons. The coding region runs from base 1 to 1050 and encodes 349 amino acids. The record is from RefSeq and is a predicted model, not a curated record. NCBI's taxonomy places the organism in Eukaryota, Oomycota, Peronosporomycetes, Peronosporales, Peronosporaceae.